Molecule: messenger RNA, 1689 nt
Organism: Gossypium arboreum
Lineage: Eukaryota; Viridiplantae; Streptophyta; Magnoliopsida; Malvales; Malvaceae
Product: BTB/POZ domain-containing protein At5g41330-like
Exons: 1
Coding region: 175-1569 (464 amino acids)
Biological process (GO): protein homooligomerization
Molecular function (GO): protein binding
Source: RefSeq, a predicted model, not a curated record
AAAUGCUCAGAUUUCAUAAUCCGUCACUGUUACGCCUGCCCGCCUUAUAUUACCUUAUUGCCCACAUCUCCUUCUCCCUUCAAAAUUAGAGUCCAUCUGUCUUUCUCUCGCAAAAAAUCUUGCUCAAAUUUUGUGUUUUGAAAAUAAGGUAAGAAGGUUUUCCCUGAGACAAUUAUGCCAUCAUUCGAUAUUUGUUGUUUGGAGACAGAACCGGGGUUGAACAGUAAUGUCGUGUCGAUUAAUGUCGGCGGUCGGAUUUUCCAAACGACCAAGCAGACCCUAACCCAAGCGGGUCCCAAAUCCCUUCUUUAUCGACUUGCGGAAACGGGUUCGGAUCGUUUCGUGGACCGGGACCCGGGUCAGUUCCCGCUCCUCCUCUCCCUCCUCCGCAGCGGGACCCUUCCUUCGAAAGUCAAAGACUUUGACCUCCGGGACCUCAUCGAAGAGUCCAGAUUCUACGGCGUUGAGUCGCUUUUGACUAGCUCUUUAAGCGACCCUUCCCACUUUGACGCUUUUGCCCUCCGGAAGUCGUCUGAAUUACCCUUAAACGGCCGCGACACCCCUUCUGCGAUUGCCUCGACGCCGUUUGGGUCCCUGCAUGUUUCCCACGGUAGCAAGAUCACGUCUUUCGAUUGGUCGCUGACAAGAAAGUCAACGAUUUUGACCCAAUUCGCCGCCAUCGAUUCCUUGCUCGCAAUUUCCCCGGAUAUCGCGGCGGCCGGGGCCACCGACUUUUCGGGGCUCCAGAUUCUCGAUCUCCAAAAAGGACGCGUCAAACAGGUUCUCAAUUGGGAGAACGCGACCCGAUCCGGUUCCACGGUUCAAGCAAUCGGUUCAUCAGGCGAGUUCUUGUUUACUAGCUUCGAAUCCAGUAGGAGAAACUCCAAUUCAAUCCUGGUUUAUGAUAUGAAUACAUUGAACCCUGUUAUUGAAAUUGCUCGCAAUGAGAUUUUCGGGGCUGAUCUCGAUUCAGCCAUCCCAGCUACAAAGCUGAGAUGGGUUUCGGGUUACGGGUUACUCAUGGCAUCCGGGUCGCAUAGUGGGUUAUCGGGUGUAUCGGGGAACAUUAAGUUCUGGGAUAUAAGGUCGGGUAAUGUAGCCUUUGAAUUGAAGGAGAAAGUCGAUUGCUUUGCCGAUGUUUGUGUUUCGGAUAAUAUGAAUGUGCUUUUCAAGGUUGGAGUGAGCUCUGGGGAGGUUUUGAAUGCGGAUUUGAGGUGUUUAGGGGCUGUGAACAAUGAUGCAAAUGAUAAUAGUAAUCCAUGGAUGUGUGUUGAGAAUAGAAGGAAGGUAGUGAAUGGGAAGAAAGAAGGGUUAGGGUGCAAAAUCGAGAGCCAUGGGAAUCAAGUGUUUUGCAGUAAAGGAGGGGAUAUCGAGUUGUGGUCGGAGGUGGCGGUGGGUUCGGGGGGUCGAUUAAAGGGUAGGGUUUUUAGGAAGAAUGUGAUGGGGAGAGUGAAGGCAAUGGGAGGCUUGAAGGUAACCAACUUGGCAUUUGGUGGAAACAAGAUGUUUGUAACCCGAAAGGAUCAGCAAGCUGUUGAGGUUUGGCAAGGUUCAACGGGAGGGUUUUGAUCCUUUGGCUAGCUGUUGUAAUUAUAGGACAGUGUUGUAUCUUGUAAUUGUUUUAUGGCUAUUGAUUUGAUUCUUGGUGAUCGAAUUCAUUAUAUCAAACAACAGAUUUUUUUAAUUAAA